AUGGUCCCCAUCCCUUGUGCUGACCAUGCCCUUCUUUUGGGGAGCCUGCAGGUCGAACAAGCUGUCGAAAUUUUAUCGAACCCCGUAUCCGAUCAGUCAGUCAAGGAGCAGGCCUUUGAAUAUCUCAAUCAACUACGAUCCGACCCUCAAGGCUGGCAAGCGUGCACAAAUCUCUUCUCCCGGGCUCCUCGAUCGUCCGAGGUGGUUCGGAUGGUCUGUCUCGAGGUCGUGAACUACGCUGUUCAUACACAAGGUCUCGAUGCCGAAAGCUUGUCGUACUUGAAAUACACGCUUCUCCAAUACGUCCGUCAGAGCUAUGGCCCUGAUGCUCAGCAGGAGCCGGACCCAGUGUCGCUUCAGAAUAAGCUUACGCAGACAUUGACGUACCUCUUCGUCUUCCUUUAUCAGGACGGGUGGCAAAGCUUUCUCGAUGACUUUUGGGCGCUGACAGGACUCUCAACUAACCGAGACAGCGUGAGCGGCGUUCUAUUCUACCUCAGAAUUCUGUCCUCAGUUCACGACGAAAUUGCCGAUAUGUUACUGUCUCGCCAAAGCAACGAUGCCAAGAGAAACACCGAGCUCAAGGAUCAGCUGAGAGCCCACGACGUGCACAAGGUCGCCGAGUCUUGGAAGCAAAUUCUCAGCAAAUAUGGCGACAAUAAUACCGUUAUGGAGUUGGUGCUGAAAGUGAUUGGAAAGUGGGUCAGCUGGAUGGAUAUCUCUCUCGUCGUCAGCCAAGAUAUGAUCAACCUGCUUUUGCCACUUGUCGGCCGCAGCACGAGUGGGGGAGGCGAGGACAAGGUUCGAGAUGCAGCUAUCGAUACGUUGACGGAGAUUUGCGGCAAGAAAAUGCGUUCAGCCGACAAGAUGGAGCUAGUUUCGUUCCUUAACCUUCAGGACAUUGUCGGUCAGCUCAUUUCUAGUGCUCCCUUGAGCGCUCACAAGGGGACUUCAAAGUACGAUACGGAUCUCGCAGAGGCUGUUGCGAAGCUUGUCAACACAGUCAUGUCAGACAUCGUCAAGGCACUCGACGAUAGUCAGAUUGGCAACGAGUCUAGAGAGAGAGCGAAGCAGCAUCUUCAUGGCUUCCUGCCAUUCCUUCUCCGACUCUUCUCCGACGAAUACGACGAAGUUUGUUCGACCAUCAUUCCCGCGCUCACGGACCUUCUUACCUUCCUUCGCAAGCUUGCUCAGCUACCUCCUGACUAUUCUGGCAUGUUGGCUCCAAUUUUGGAUGCCAUCAUUCGGAAAAUGCGAUACGACGAGACCUCGAAUUGGGGAAAUGAGGACGAGCAAACCGACGAGGCAGAGUUUCAGGAGCUGCGGAGAAAGUUGCAAAACUUGCAGAAGACCAUUGCUGCCAUCGACCAGCAGCUAUAUAUGAACAUGCUCAGCAACCUCGUGGCCAGCACGUUUCAGACUUUGGGCCAGCGCGGGUCCGAUAUGGAUUGGAGGGACCUUGAUCUAGCACUCUAUGAAAUGUACUUGUUCGGGGAGCUGGCAUUGCCCAACCAAGGUUUGGGUACGAAAAAUCAGCCAUCCACAGAAGCGUCUGAAAGACUCGGGGUCAUGAUGCAAAAGAUGGUUGGAUCUGGCAUUGCCAACUUCUCUCAUCCCGCGAUUCUUCUGCAGUACAUGGAAAUUUGUGUCCGAUAUUGUAUCGUCUUCGAAAGCUACCCAGGCUAUAUUCCACAAGUUCUAGAGAAUUUUGUCCGAUUGGUCCACCACGAUCACGUUCGUAUCAAGACCCGAUCGUGGUACCUCUUUCACCGCUUCAUCAAGCAACUACGCAGUCAGGUUGGAAACGUGGCUGAGACUGUUAUUCAUUCUAUCGGGGAUCUUUUGCCUAUCAAAGCGGAAGUUCCUGGGGACGACGCCGAUGAUGACAUGUCAUCUGACGAGUCAGACCACUCUGCCGACGCCUUGUUCAAUAGCCAGCUGUAUCUCUUUGAAGCAAUCGGCUGUAUUUCGUCAACUCAUAGCACCCCUGCUGACAAACAGGCUAUGUAUGCGAAAUCGGUCAUGGAUCCUCUCUUCCAAGACAUGGAGUUGCAUCUCCCGCGAGCUAAAUCUGGUGAUGCACAAGCUGUUCUUCAGAUGCAUCAUAUUGUAAUGGCACUCGGCACGCUUGCGCAUGGGUUUUCGGACUGGAGUCCUGGAUCCGCCGCGACCAGCCACCACCCUCCGCCUGCCAAGGCUGUUUCGGACGAGUUUUCCAGAGCCGCCGAGGCGAUUUUGAUUGCCCUCAACCAACUGAAUUCGUGCGCCGAAAUUCGCACCGCUUGCCGAUCAGCCUUUUCAAAACUCCUGGGGGUCCUCGGCUCUGCCGUCCUUCCACAGCUUCCCCAGUGGAUCGAGGGGCUGCUGUCGCAGAGUUCAUCAAAGGACGAGAUGGCCAUGUUCCUGCGUUUGCUCGAUCAGGUGGUGUUUGGUUUCAAGGCAGAGAUCUAUGAUGUUCUCAACGUCUUGCUCACGCCGUUAUUGCAACGGAUUUUCGGGGGGCUGUCCGAGCCCAUUUCAGGUACCGACGAUGAAAUACAACUCGCCGAGCUUAGACGCGAGUAUCUGUCCUUUUUGCAAAUCAUCCUGAACAAUGGCUUGGACGGCGUGCUCAUUAGUGAAGCGAACCAGGGCUUCUUCGAGCCCAUGAUUUCGUCUAUAACCGAGUUGGCCAAGACUCUGGAUGGAAACAUUGGUCCGAGCCGGCUGGCAUUCACUCUAAUGGCACGAAUCUCGGCCAUAUGGGGUGGACCAGAUGUUGCCACAAUCUCGCAGAACCCCAUGGCGCCAGGUACAAGCCCUGCACCAGCGAUUCCGGGUUUCGAUCGCUUCAUGAUUGAUCGAUUCCACUCUGUUUGCUGGGAGGUCAUCCGCAAUCCCAGCUUCCGUCCGGCGCAAGAUGCUCAGACAAAGCAGGUGCUGACCGAGAUUGCUGGGCUCGAACAAACAAUUUAUACAAAGACGGGGGAUGUGUUUAUCCAGGAGUUGCAAAACGGGCUGUUUUCCACCCUCGGCAUUGAUGGGGAUGAGUUUUUACGAUCAUUGACGACAUCUACGGACAAGAAAGGGUUUUCGUCGUAUCUGCAGAGUCUUUUGAAGAAUAGGCAGUAG
Molecule: messenger RNA, 3111 nt
Organism: Metarhizium album ARSEF 1941
Lineage: Eukaryota; Fungi; Ascomycota; Sordariomycetes; Hypocreales; Clavicipitaceae
Product: tRNA exportin
Exons: 2
Coding region: 1-3111 (1036 amino acids)
Biological process (GO): tRNA re-export from nucleus
Cellular component (GO): nuclear pore; cytoplasm; nuclear matrix
Molecular function (GO): tRNA binding; small GTPase binding
Source: RefSeq, a predicted model, not a curated record